Molecule: messenger RNA, 6731 nt
Organism: Penaeus chinensis
Lineage: Eukaryota; Metazoa; Arthropoda; Malacostraca; Decapoda; Penaeidae
Product: serine-rich adhesin for platelets-like
Molecular function (GO): zinc ion binding
Source: RefSeq, a predicted model, not a curated record
CCUGGUGGUGCCAUGGAAUAGGAGACAUCAUGGGAGAAGAUACAAGAUACUGCGGAAACUGCAAACGGGAAGUCUCUGCUAAAAACUUCACCGUCCACAGCGUCCACUGCCAGAGGAACAUCGCUGUGUGUACUUUGUGCAGUGAGCCGGUCCCUCGCUCGAACUACCAGCAGCAUGUGGAAACCAGCCACAAGAGUAUUCAGUGCCCCAAGUGCGAGGCUCAGCUGGAACCUCUUCAGCUCUUCGCGCACGAGAAGGAGGAGUGCCCGCGACGCCUCAUGAAGUGCCAACACUGCGAGCUGGAGGUGAUCGCCCAGGAGUUCCAGCGCCACAUCGACUACUGUGAGUCUCGGACGGAACUCUGCAAGGGCUGCACGAAGUAUGUUCAGUUCAAACACCUCCAGUUCCACUAUGAGUAUGAUCACAAGUACCUCACGCCCGAUGAGAAGGACCAGGAAAACAGCUCUGACGAAGAGGGGUCGGAGUGCCCCAUCUGCCUGGGCCCCGUGACCCUGCCCCUCGUGCUAGAGUGCGGCCACACCUUCUGCAUGGUGUGCGUCAAGGGCAUCGCCAACACCACCAAGAACUGCGCCAUCUGUAGGAGAGACAUUCCUCGGGAUAUGCUCAUGGACAUUAGAUUCUGUCGCGAGGAAGACAUUAUUAAGAACUACGUCAAUAAACCUCGAGAGAAGAAAACCCAGCGAAGUCACAGCGUCCCGAGCAGGACCUCAUCCUCAUUCAGCAGUUCCUCGCGACGCGUUGCUCGAACCACACAGGACUAUGAUGACAUGGUGUCCGCCCUCCUGUCGAGUCGCACGUCCUCCACGUCCUACAGGUACCAGCGCCCCGCCAACACGCACACGCCUCCGUCCUACACUCCCUACUCCGGCUCCGAGUCCUGCAAGGAUUCCUGCAAGGAUACAGACUCCAAGGACGACGACUGCUGCUGCUCCUCGUCCAAGUCCACCUCGUCGUCUUCCUCCACCUCCGCCACCGCCACGACCACCUCCACCACGGCGUCCACAGCGCGCACCACCUCCACCUCCACCACCAGCUCUGUGUCUAAGCCUCCGCCAGCCUCCUCCGUGUCGACCUCCAGCUCCAUCUCCUCCGAAACCUCGAGGUCCACCUCGGUUUCGUCGUCGACCUCCAGCAAAACGUCCUCCUCCGUGAGUAGCCGGUCCGUGGCCAACUCCUCAUCUACCUCCGCGACAACUACCUCCUCCUCCGAAUCCUCGUCCUCAACCACGGCCUCGAGCUCUUCUUACUCGUCGUACUCCAACGGUGCUCGUCCUCGGAGGCCGACCUCUCUCGCCCUUGAGACGACAGCGGUCAUGUCAUCCGUCUCGGCCUCCGUCUCGUCCUCGUCAAGUUCCUCUCGUUCAAGCGGCUCUCGUGACGUCCAGCCGCCAGCGAACGCAACUCAAGAACAGUACGACAGGUGGCUUGCCUUCCAGCUUGCCAAGGCCGAGGACGAUCUGCCUCCUUCAGAGUUCAACAAGAAGCACCGACCGACCUUCAGGAGGUCCCUCUCCAUGCCAGAGCGUGCGCAGGACAGCUCUUCCGACAGCAGUGAUUCGGAGGAUUCUGAUUCGCCAAGGUCUCGCAGGAGCUCCCGGCGUCCCCCGGCGUCUCCUCGCACUGUCACAAACUCGUCGUCGUCGUCGUCGUCCUCUUCUUCCAGCAGGAGUACACCCAUCAGUAAAUCCUCGAGCGAUUCUAACGCCUCCUCCAGCAGCACCAGCAACAGUGGCAGCGCCCUCAGCACAGGCGCUCGGCCCAAGAAUGCCGGCCUCAAGAAGAGAGUGUCCUUCAAGGAAGACGGACCCGCCAUUCGUCGCGAGGCGCCCGUGAUGCUUCCGUGCGAGUUCUGCGACGAGAUGUUCGCCGAGCGCGACCUCAUGCGGCACCAGACCAGCUGCGAACAGAACGAGACGCAGCUUCCUCGUGCCUCGCGCAUCGCCCAGCGCGCGGCGGCAGCGGCAGCCGCAGCCGCCAUGAGCUCUAGCACGUCCACGACCUCCUCCUCCGGAAUCACGACCACCACCUCCUCGAGCACUACCGUUGAGACGUCCUCUGUCCAGUCCUCCUCGAUCCAGUCCAGGAUCCAGGGCACAGCCUCGUCCUCGCCGAGAAGGAGUCCCGCCCCCACGCCCCCCACCCCCGGCAGGACCCCGACGCCGGUGUGCGCGCCGCCCAGGAAAGCCACGGCGCCCUCCAAGAGCCCCGCGCCCGUCCCGCCCCGGAGCCAGUCGUCCAGCUCUUCGAGGAGAAGUCCCACUCCUGCCUCCCCGGGCCCCUCAAGGAGCUACUCCUCAGGAUGGAGGAGUUCGAGGGACACAUCUCGCGUCAGCCCGGUGAGCACGCCCACCAGUCCUCCGCCCAGCUGUCCGCCCUCGAUCAGCCCGCCGCCCGUCAGCCCGCCGCCCACCACCACCAUCACCAUCGUCGACCAGAAGCCGUCGGUCGUCGUGUCGUGCCAGAGCGCGGGCAGCAACCGGCCCUUCAGCGUCAGCCCGGCGCCCUCGAGUUCGACGAGCAACAGCUCCGUCAGCAGCGGAUCCAUGAGCAGUAGUUCCGUCUCAACCACGCCCUCCACCAGCAGUUCGGCCUCGCCCGUGCCGGCCAUCAGUGCCACGCCCGAGCUGGCACCCCCGGACACCCCGACGACCGACCUCGAGUACGACUACGAGGACGAGGACGGCCCCUUCAUGCGGCCAAGACGUGGCCGCCUCCUGUCCUCAGCCAUCUUCUCGUGGCGCAGCAUCUCGGGCAGCAGAAGGGGGUACACGCGCUCCAACACAGCUCCUCUGGAAGACACUGGCGCUGACGAAGACGCGACGCAGGUGCAGCCAGUCAUCACCAGCCGCUCGGCGACACAGCUGCCCGCACACCGCCCGAGUCCAGACAUCGAGACCCCAGUCUCGACGCAGCCUUCCUCUUCCUCCCCGCAGCCAACCACAGCAUCACAGAAAACCGCGUCGCCACAGUCCUCCGUCCCCGACACACAGACGAAGCAGCCGUCCACGUCCCCUCAGCCGGCGCAGGAGCACGCGGAGACAGUCUUCAUCAAGAACCCGCACAAGUACCGGGCUCCUCCUCCCCCGCAGACGCCGCCCAACCUGCCCAACGUGCCCAACCUGCAGCAGAAGGCGUCCCCCUCGCCCACGGCCAACAUCAACGGCUACAUCAAGAGUCCGACGCCGUGGGAGAAGGCCUUCAUGAACAACAAGGCCACCAGCCCGCCGCCCACGACCUCGCCCACGCCCGCGCAGGAGAAGACGCUGGCAAACGGAUACGUGAACGGCGUCAUCAAGUUCGACAGCAAAACCAUGAUGAACGGCCACAUGUCCAAGGAGAUCGAGGAGUUGAUACCCUGUGAAUUCUGCAAACAGGUGUUCUCUCCUGAUAAGUUUCGAAGCCAUCAGACCAUGUGUGAGGCCGCGCUCCAGCCGCCCCCCCUUCGGAGCACCGCGCCCCUGGAGCAGCCCGCCACGUCGAAGGGCAGGACCUCAGCCCCAGCGCGCCACAACAAGGGACCUGCGCCGUCUCCGCCGGAGUCCUUCAGCAAGGACGACGACGCCGCCGGGGACAUCUAUGAGGCGCAGCGCAUCAGGCGAAUGGAGAGGUCGCAGUCCGUCAAGGACGACCGCUCGUCCUUCAGCGACAGCAUCCGCGUGUCCCGUCGUCUCGAGCGUGCCUCUAGCAUCAAGGAGUCGAGGACCUUCUACGGUGACAACGCCAGCGUCUCCCGCCGCUGGGGAUCUCGAGAGGUCCUGCACGGCAACAGUAAGGAGUCCUCGGCGUCUCUCGCGUCCGGCGGCUGGAGCGGCAGCACCAGUAACCUCUUCAGCUCCUACGCAGGAGGACACAGCUGGACACAACACAUCAACAGCGUGCGCAGUGAUGUGAGGUCGCUGAACGCCGCUGCGAACUGCGCAUCUUCCUCCGGACCAUAUUACGAUAACGGAGGUGACUCAGAUAACGGAGGUGAACUAGAUUCAGAGAUGUGUGGUGUAGAUAGAGGUAGAACGCGAUACAACAAUACUCUACUGAUGGAGGUUCGGGCGGCGCUAAACAAGAAUACUUUCUCCCACGUCGCUAAUGAGUCUGGAACAAGAUACAGAGAACGAAGCUCGAGUAGACCACGGCCAGCAUCCAUGUACACAAGCAGUGGUACCUGGGGGUCCAUGUUCGACCUCUCCUCCCCUACCAGGUCCUUCAACAUUUCCGACGCCUUUUCCAGCGCUUCCUUGGCAUCGAAGCUCCCGAAGAAGUCGUCGAAGAAGUACCCGGCGCCCCAGCCCCCCUCGCGCCCUUCGUGACACAAAGGAGGGCGAGUGGAUACGGGAAGCGGGCGCCGUGCGGAUCAGCGGAGGGAGAGCAAGCGCGGAUGAGAAGAGGAAGAAGAAGAAGGAGAAAGGAGGAGAAAAGAGAUAGGAGGAGAAGGAGGAAGAGGAAGAAGACCCGUCGGCGGGGAAUUGGAUCUGGCGGAGGCGCUGACGGAGGCUCGGGAGGGCGAGACGUCUCUCUGGUCUCCGAGGAUUUGAAGUUCGAGGCCCAGUCGCUCUCGGCUCGCAUUCGUGACGCAGGGCAGGGCAGGACUGAUUUAUUUGCAUAACUAUUUAUUUAAUUUUAUUGGUCAUUUAUUUAUUUAUCUAUCUAUUUAUUUAUUUAUUUAUCAUUAUUAUUAUCUUACUUUGAAGGAGACAAGACGAUCUACCCUGUCGACUUUUUUUUGUCUCGGAUUCCCCUCUCCUCUCUUUGCUUCAUACGACCACCUUGAAGCAUCACUAUGGACAUCCCGCUGCGGUCGACUCUAUAAAUGGACAGGGACUCUGUAUCUCCACGAAGACUCUGUAGAAGGGCAGAGUCGUCGGUCACCGCCUCUCUCCGUCCUUUGAUCUCGGACACGUUCGCAAAUCACGAUCAACUCAGGCGCGUGGCUUCCUCCCUUCCAUCCUCCUCCUUUCCUUGGUCGAGUCAGAGCUGCUCUUAUCUCUCUAUCUGUUCACUUGUAUCUCAUGUUUUAUAUCCUGCGUGGAGAAACAAAAUCUUGGGUGAUAUCAAGUGAUGUGUGUGUGUGGUCGCGCCAACACUGCCAAUAUCUUGUAUGCUUAUUCUACGUAACAUACAACCCUUCCUGUGGACUGCCGUGGCAUUAGGGUGCUGUGGCCUGAUGAUAACUGCCAUACUAUUUUGAAGUUGUGCGGGUGUUCCUCUCCUUAUAGUCGCGACACACCCUGAGGGCAAUAGCCAAAUCGUGGUGCUGAUUCUUAUUGUAUUAAGUGACGAAUCUUUGAUACAUUUUCCAUUUUUUUACACCCAUUACCGAGCUUUAAAAAUGAGAAAAAAAAAUGAAAAAAAAGUCUUGAUGAUAUCUGUAAUGGUAAUCCGCACGAAGUACAGGUAGGAUUUCUUUCGACGUGAAGAAGUCGCUAUUUUGGUGAGCACUUAUCAUCCUCGUUAUCUGAUCCCAAGAAAACACACUUUUCCUGAAUGCUAAUGGCUUUUUUUUUUUUUUUUUUUUUUUUGAGAAAGAGGAGACGCGAGACGAUAACUAGACACCAGGUCCCUGCCUGGUGUUUCUUCCAAGCUCUCCCGAUACUUUGCUCUUGGAGAAGAUCUGUGAGGCUGGCGACUCCUCCUUACUCUCUGCGUAUCCGGAGUUUCAUCAGCCAAGACCAGAUCGUCUCUUGUGCAAGGAAUUUAUACCAUAUGUGUGUCUCUGGAUUCCCUCUCGUCUUCUUUGGGGAAAUUUCUGAUUAUUGUGCAGAAUCAUCAAGCAUUCCCCCUCCUCCUUGUUCUUUUCCUCCCCCCCUCCCCUCCCCUCCCUUUACCACCAUCCUUGUCCUGACCCCUCUCUCCCCUCCCUUUCACCCCCCCCCCCUCCCCUCUUAGUCACUGGUAUCAAAUACCUAAGACAAAAUCGAUACCCCCCCCCCCCCAACACACAGCCUUUUUCCGCAAUACCAGCGUUUUACGAGGUCAUUGCGAAAUAUUUCGAGACUCGGGACUGUAUAUAGUUAGUGUACAUAUCUCGUUGAUAGACGGUGUGCCUGCGUUUGCAAUAUAUAUAUAUUUAUAAUUAAAUAAACUUGUGUAAUAUUAAGCGUAUGAGGAAACCCCCUCCCCCCACUACAGAGUUACCCCCCCACCCCCAGAAAAUAAAACUAAUAGGGCGUCCAUCCGAGUGCGUGUGUAAAAAUGUUAUUCUUGAAGACUUCCUUCUUUUAAAUCUCUCUCUUCUAUCUCUCUAUUAAAUCCUUUUCAUUAGAUUGUUAUCCCUCAUCCUUCUCCCCGAAAAGAAGAAGAUUUUACUGCAUUUGGAAGCGAAGAUUUUUUUUUUUAACUUUAACUUUUACUUCUUGGAUUUGUAAUGUAUUCUAGACUAAGAUGAAGGUCCUGAUGCGUCCUUCGUAAUCUCCUUUCUUCAGAUGUCUCAAAUGUCUGAUUAUCUCAUGAUUAUUCACUGUGUGUGAGGAUGAAAAGGAUCGAUUGUGGUGGUUUUUUUUUUCCAUAAUGACAGAAAUAUAGCUUCUUUUUCUCUUUCUCUUUUGAAAUAAAUUACAUGUUUCUUAUGGUUUCGUAAAUGGUUGUUAGAUCCUGUUUUGUCUACCAGUUGACUGCCUAACAAAGUCACGAGCCAUAAAUGUUUUUUUUUAAUAAGAAAAGAAUUGAGAAAUGCGAUAAAAAAAAUAAAUAAUAGACAACAAUCACACAUGAACGAA